GACAGAGGCGGGGCUUCCGGCGGAAGCGGGCUCUGCCGCUGCAAGCUCGGGAGGAUGCUGCGCGCUGGGUGGUGGUGGCGGUGCCUCGGCCUGUGUGGCCUCCUCGCGGGGCGGGCGGAGGCCCCGAGCCCGGGGGAGCCGCUGGAGCAGAGCCGGCCGUACGCGGUGCUGCGCGGGCAGAACCUGGUGCUGAUGGGAACCGUUUUCAGCAUCCUGCUGGUGACCAUGAUCCUUAUGGCAUUUUGUGUCUACAAACCCAUUCGGCGUCGCUGACAGCCGAGCAAGCCGUCCCGGAGUGCGGGAACAGAAUAAGUUGUGUUGCACACGGGUCAGUGGAGAAGUUGGAAUCCGAACUUUCAUGCUUGGAAAUGACCUCUGGUCAGGACAAUUGGUAAAUGCUGACUUAGAACAUCUAGCAGAUUUUCUGUAACACUGUAAUGCAAAUAAUUGGCCACUGAGUCUACUUCUAGUAUUUUCUUUCAUAUGUGGCUACACUUGUCAAAAGUCAGACCUAAAGCUCAGCGUAAAGUUCUGUGUAAAAAUGGAGUGCUCCUGAGAAAGGAACACGGUAACCUUGUGAGUGAUUGGGAAGGACUAAUCGUUAAUGUCUGAAAAGAGUAAGACGACUUAGACAUUCAGCACUUAAGAACCACUUGUGACUAUAGGUUAAGAAUCACCAAUGUUUGUAAUUAGGGUUGGCCUAGAGUACUCUGGUUGCAAGCAGUGUCCUCUGUGGGGAGCUUGGGCUGUCAUGCCUCAUGCAGCAUCAGCUCUGCCCCCACUGAAGUCAGGGUCAUAUCAGGUAGGCUCUCUCAUGUGUCCCCUUGGCUGGCAGGCGCUGGGGUUGGACUGGAAGCUUCUCGGUGACCCGUCUGAAAAAGAACUUCCUGCCAACGUGCGGACCUCCCUGGUCUGCACUUCAGCCUUCCCAGCCCGCGGCCCGAAGCAUGUGGCAGCUUUUCAGAUUUGGAAGCUAAGGGACUCUUCGGCCCCGGGUGGGAAGGACUCCCUUCCUGUACUAGGCAGAGUGGGAGUGGGUAUGUUUACAAAUUUUAUUUCAGCUUUGGAAAUGCUGCUGCUGGUUUGCACUGUUGGUGAACUGGAUCUCCCCCUAUUGCAGUGAUACUUUUGUACUUACAACGUGGCCAUCGGUAUUUAUUUUACUUUAAAGGUGCUAAGUUUAAUUACGUUGUUAAACUGAAAUGCAUAUCUUGUGCUCCUAAUUUUUUUUUUUAAACUCGCACUUAAUGUGAAAUAACUGAUGUGGGAUCCUGUAACUCUUUGACGUAUUUUGUUUGUAACCUUCAAAUGUUAACUGUUCUGUGCUUUUCAGCAAAUGUCAAUUAAAAUUAAAGUAAAAUCUUA
This is a messenger RNA of Pipistrellus kuhlii (Kuhl's pipistrelle), 1365 nucleotides long. RefSeq names its product chromosome unknown C12orf76 homolog (gene CUNH12orf76). The record is from RefSeq and is a predicted model, not a curated record. The transcript has 2 exons. Lineage: Eukaryota; Metazoa; Chordata; Mammalia; Chiroptera; Vespertilionidae. Bases 55 to 273 code for a protein of 72 amino acids.